GAAAAUAAAGGCUAUAGUCUUUUUAUUUGUUUUGGUUAUGUUGAAAGUUUUGUUUGAGGAGUCUCAAAAUCGAAAAUGAAAGCAAUCUCGUUUGCUAUCUAGAUCCUGAUUAGGUUUAUUUUAAUUCUCAAUUAUUUAGCAGAAUAAACAUGGAUUGCUUACAAGUAUGGCACGAAGAUCCUGUACCAGAACUUGGUAAAUGUACCGAAAUCAAACCGACGAAAGAGUUGUCUCCUACCUCUUGUUCCGUAAUUUCCGAAUUAGGAAUCACUAGCAAUGCAGCGAACAGCACUUGCGACAAUUUAACGAAAGAAAACAAAGACCAACUAACAGCUGACCCGGAAAUUGCAAGCACAGAAAACAUGCACACGUUCGCGUUCCUCGCGAAAUCCUUUCCCAUUGCGGACGAGUUGAAGGUUCAUACGACUUCCUGUCACGAAUGCGACAUCUGCGGCAAAAGUUUCAAAAGCAAACACUAUCUCAGCGAACAUCGGCAAAUGCACACCGGCGGCAAGAUUCACAUUUGCGGUGUUUGUGGUAAAGAAUUCGCCAUCAAGGCUCACCUGAAAGGUCACGUUCGGUUACACACGAAGGACCGGCCAGUGAAGUGCAAACUUUGCAGCCUAGGUUUUCGAAAUAAUGGCGAUUUGGUGUCCCACAUGCGUCACCACACGGGAGAAAAACCUUACCGAUGCGACAUGUGUGGGAAAAGUUUCUCUCAAAGCGGUUCCCUAGGCAUCCACAAACGAACUCAGCACAAUCAGCUUGAAGCAUUCGAGAAACCUUAUAAAUGUGAAUUCUGCGACAAAAAAUACAACCGGAUGAAUCUGCUGCAAGAGCACAUUCGCACUCAUACGGCGGAAAGACCGCACCACUGUGAUAUAUGCGGGGAAAGUUUUUCCCGGAAAAGCAGUUUCAUACAUCACCGUAACGGGCACGCCGACGAGCUUAGCUGUGAGAUCUGCGGCUUUGGAAUUGUUGGUAAGCGUGCCCUAGCGGCCCACAUGCGACUACAUCUGGGACAGCGACCGCACGUGUGCGAUGUUUGCGGGAAAGAUUUUCGCAUCCGGAGUCGACUGCAGGAACACCUCGCAACGCAUACCGGUGGGCAGCGGUUACCCUGUCAGGUAUGCGGAAAGGUGUUGGCAACCCGAUCGAGCUAUAUCAAUCAUAUGCGGCUGCAUACGGGAGUACGGCCGCAUGUGUGUGGUUUUUGUGGUCGAGCUUUCAACAUGAGCCAUCAUUUGGUCAAACAUGUUAAGCGAUUGCAUGGGUUGGGAGCGGUGAGUGAGGGGGUGGUAGAAACGGCUUCGGGUGAUGGUUUUCUGGCGGAAUCCUGCUCGGCGCAGUUCAUCGCUAAUGGUCAUGUUGAAAAAAGAAGCGGACUAGAAGAAUUGAAAUGUAUGCCCACUUGCGAAAAUAAAGUUUAG
Messenger RNA from Topomyia yanbarensis, 1430 nucleotides. Its product is annotated as zinc finger protein 23-like. The transcript is spliced from 2 exons. Gene Ontology annotation, cellular component: nucleus. Gene Ontology annotation, molecular function: DNA-binding transcription activator activity, RNA polymerase II-specific; RNA polymerase II cis-regulatory region sequence-specific DNA binding. Gene Ontology annotation, biological process: regulation of transcription by RNA polymerase II. The record is from RefSeq and is a predicted model, not a curated record. Bases 150 to 1430 code for a protein of 426 amino acids. Lineage: Eukaryota; Metazoa; Arthropoda; Insecta; Diptera; Culicidae.